AUGGGUCAUUCAAAACGCUACCACGAAGCGGAAUGCCCAACCCGCCAUCCGUCCUUAGGGGCAGGGACUCGCUCAAAACACGCCAUCCCAAAGGCAGAGCGAGAUCCUAAAACGCAUCGCGGGACAUGGGUCAUUCAAAACGCUACCACGAAGCGGAAUGCCCAACCCGCCAUCCGUCUUGAGGGGCAGGGACUCGCUCAAAACACGCCAUCCCAAAGGCAGAGCGAGAUCCUAAAACGCAUUGUGGGACUUCGGCCAUUCAAAGCGUUACCACGAAGCGGAAUGCCCAACCCGCAACCCGUCCUGAAGGGCAGGGACUCGCUCAAAACACGCCACCCGAAGGCAGAGCGAGAUCCUAAAACGCAUCGCGGGACAUGGGUCAUUCACAAUGCUACCACGAAGCGGAAUGCCCAACCCGCCAUCCGUCCUGAGGGGCAGGGACUCGCUCAAAGCACGCCACCCCGAAGGCAGAGCGAUAUCCUACAAAACGCAUUGCAGGACUUGGGACAUUCAAAAAGCUACCACGAGAGGAGGGAAUAA
Molecule: messenger RNA, 540 nt
Organism: Linum trigynum
Lineage: Eukaryota; Viridiplantae; Streptophyta; Magnoliopsida; Malpighiales; Linaceae
Source: the annotation of a GenBank genome assembly